This is a messenger RNA of Fusarium odoratissimum NRRL 54006, 1254 nucleotides long. RefSeq lists its product as uncharacterized. Gene Ontology annotation, molecular function: DNA binding; zinc ion binding. The transcript has 4 exons. NCBI's taxonomy places the organism in Eukaryota, Fungi, Ascomycota, Sordariomycetes, Hypocreales, Nectriaceae. Gene Ontology annotation, biological process: DNA-templated transcription. Bases 1 to 1254 code for a protein of 417 amino acids. The record is from RefSeq and is a predicted model, not a curated record.
AUGGAUCGUUGUAUCAGUCAACUCGCUACGGACGGGAACAAUCGAUCUCGCCAGAUUACCGAUGAACUCGCGUCCUCGAGCCCAAAUACUGCGAGCCGCUCCGUUUGUUCGCCGCAAUCGAUCGAUAACCAAUUGUCAACCAAUCCGGCAAGCCAGAACAACCUACCCGUUUGCAUAGCAAGUCCGCACGUCACGGCAUCUCCCGCGACUGAGGUAAGCUUUCCUACGGGACAGAACGAGGGGGGAGGAUUGGUCUUGGAAGGCGGAUCCUCGUUAUCUGCCCACUCAACGCUGGCAAUAGACUUUCUGGAUAGAGUUGCUGGUGCAGAUCGACGCAAGGGAUAUGAGUUUGAAACACGAGAGCUGUUGGAUUCGCUCCGUCAGAUUGUUCAUGUAACCAAGGCGCAGUCCCUACAUGCAGGAGGUCUCUUUUCUUUUGCGCGGCCUUCUGCUCCUCUGCGACCUAAGCCCGCUACCAUGCCGCCAAUCAAAGUUGCUGCAGCCGCGAUCCGCAGUGCUGAAGAUCGACGUCUAAUUACAUGGCUGUUCCUCAGUGUACUACUGGGUUCCAAGUCUUUAUCGGAUAUAUGCCUGAAAGUAUACUUUUCGGAGGACUUUUCUGACGCGGAAUACAUCAUUUUGAACAUCGCCCUCUAUUGCUUUUUCCGCGAUGAUACUCCUGAGGAACCUGAAGCACCAGAGAAUUACAGGGAGGAAUACAAGCUCUCCUGUCAGCAGAACUUGGAGACUGCUCUUUCGGGGCUAUCCCUACAUAUUAUUCCUAGCCACGACAUGACCUUGGCUCUUCUUUCUGGCGCCAUCUAUGCUAUUGAACUGUCACAACCAUCUAUGGCUUGGACCCUUGUCCUCGCGGCAUAUCAAGGUGCGCACUUUCUUGGUUACCACACUAGGAAACCAGGGUCGUCUGCGUGGUGUGAUACCUCAAGUAACUCCGGUCUCCUGUUCUGGGCAAUCUACUUUCUAGAAAAGACAUUAUGUCUUCGCUUGGGGCGCUGCUCUACAAUUCCCGACUUUGAGAUCACUGUUCCAUUCCCAGGUGGCAGCCCUGCUAUGGACUACUGCAGGAACAUGGUCAAGCUCGCCACCCUAGCUGGAAAGAUUUAUGAGAAGCUGUACAGUGCACAAGCACUUAUUUCACUGAACAAAGAUGGUGCCUUUCGAGUAAUGACGUUGUCUCAGGAACUUGAUGCAAUUCACGAGCAGUCGCAAAAUGCCAUUGUAAGUUGCCAGUAG